UGGGGUAUUUGGGGUAUUUUGAGGGGUAUUAGGGGGUAUUUUUGAGGAGUGUUUGUGGGGUGUUACGAGGUAUUUUGGAGUGUUUAGUGGUAUUUGCUGGUGCUUUGGAGUAUUUAGUGGCAUUUGCUGGUGUUUUGGAGUGUUUAGUGGGUCUUUGAGGGUAUUAGGGGUAUUUUGCUGUAUACUUUUGGGUAAAUAUGGUGUAUUCUGAGGGAUAUUUGGGGGUAUUUUUGAGUAUUUGUGGGAUGUAUGGUGGUAUUUUGGAGUAUUUUGUGGUAUUUGCUGGUGUUCUGGAGUGUUUAGUGGUUUUUGAGGGCACUUGGGUAUUUUACUGUAUACGUUUGGGUAAACUGAGCGUGUUUUGGACUAUUUAAGGGGUAUUAUGGUAUACUCGGUGUACUUGGUGGUAUUAAUAAAUAUUUAGAGGGAUUUCUGUGUUGGGCUGUAGGUUUACUGUCGUGUGUGUGUUUGUGUGUUUGUGUGUGUUUACAGAGGGGGGUCACUGUCAGGGUGAAGCCUGUAGCUGGUGGUGACCUCACCCAUUAGUUUAUGUGUUGUUAUGUGCCUUUUCUGCCGGUGUCCAGUAAAGAGCAUUUCUUGCAGCAGAAGCAUGGCUACCCCUGUGUCUUACUCUCUGUUGACAUCACAGUAUUUUGGAAUGGAGUAUGCAGGGGGUGUUUGGGGUAUUGGGGCUGUUUUAGGGUAUUUGAAGGACAUUCAGGGGCAUUCUGUUGGUAAGUAGGAGUACUUACAGGCAUUUUGUGGAUAUUUAGGUGUAUUUAGGCUGUAUUUUGGAUGUUUAGGGGGUAUUUCGGUUGUUUUAGGGAGUAUUUGAGGCCUAUUCUGUUGGUAUUUUGCAAAUAUUUGUGUAGCAUUGGGAGGGUGUGGAGAAUUUAAAGCAGACAAGUUUAAAGGCGUCUUAAAACUCAAAGUCUCUCUCUCUCUCAGUCAGACAGAGUUGUGUUCGCCCACUGCCAGCCAGUGGUGGAACUGCAGGCACACUGAAAGAGAGAGAGAGAGAGGGGGUGGAGUGAGUGGAGGAGGAGGGAGAUGCUGGGGGGUUUGUUAAUAACACAGAGCUGAUAGUGAGAGUGUUGUGAGAGUGUUUGAAGGACUGAGGAGUGUUACAGUGUGAGGGAAGAGCAGAGAGACAGAGAUGGCUCAGUCUGCGCCGCACCUGCAUCUGGCAGAGCUCACCGCCACACAGUUCAUGGACGUGUGGAGACACUUCGACAGCGACGGUAAUGGCUACAUCGAGGGUCAAGAGCUAGAGAACUUUCUUGAGGAGCUCGAGACAACAUGGAAAGGAAUAAGCACAGACCCUGUGAACUUUUCAUUCAAAGGGAGGAUGGAGGAGUUCAUGCAGAAAUUUGACGAGAAUUCUGACGGGAAAAUUGAGAUGUUAGAGCUGGCUCAGAUCCUGCCUACAGAGGAGAACUUCCUGCUGUGUUUCCGACAGUUUGUGGGGUCCAGUGCGGAGUUCAUGUCGGCAUGGAGAAAAUACGACACUGACCGCAGCGGAUACAUCGAGUCCAACGAACUGAAGGGUUUUCUCUCUGAUCUGCUGGAAAAAGCGAACAGAAGCUAUGACGACAAGAAGCUGAAUGAGUACACACACACUAUACUGAAGAUGUUUGACCUGAAUGGAGAUGGAAAACUCGGACUAUCUGAGAUGGCCAGGCUGCUUCCAGUGCAGGAGAACUUUCUGCUGAAGUUUCAGAGAUUCAAAUUGUCCUCCGAUGAGUUCAGUGCCAUCUUCACUUACUAUGACAAGGAUGGGAAUGGCUACAUUGACGAACACGAGCUGGACGCGCUGCUGAAGGACCUCUACCAAAAACACAAAAUGGACUUUGACUCAGAAAGUCUGGCCAGUUCGAAGCAGAGCAUCAUGGCGCUGUCUGACGGAGGGAAGCUUUUCCGCACUGAGCUGGAGAUUGUCCUCUGCAAGGAGCCAACGAUCUGA
Colossoma macropomum (tambaqui) is the source of this 1963-nucleotide messenger RNA. Its product is annotated as calretinin-like. Bases 1157 to 1963 code for a protein of 268 amino acids. NCBI's taxonomy places the organism in Eukaryota, Metazoa, Chordata, Actinopteri, Characiformes, Serrasalmidae. The record is from RefSeq and is a predicted model, not a curated record. The transcript has 11 exons. Gene Ontology annotation, cellular component: synapse; dendrite; cytosol. Gene Ontology annotation, molecular function: calcium ion binding. Gene Ontology annotation, biological process: regulation of presynaptic cytosolic calcium ion concentration; regulation of long-term synaptic potentiation.